This is a messenger RNA of Diprion similis, 3408 nucleotides long. RefSeq names its product NADH-ubiquinone oxidoreductase chain 6-like. The record is from RefSeq and is a predicted model, not a curated record. The transcript has 2 exons. Gene Ontology annotation, cellular component: mitochondrion. Lineage: Eukaryota; Metazoa; Arthropoda; Insecta; Hymenoptera; Diprionidae.
AUGAGCUUUAGAAUUAUAAAAAUUUUCAUACUACUUAUAUUAAUUAAUACUAUAAUAAUAUAUUUAACAAAAACCCCAUUUACAAUAGGAUUAAUUUUACUAAUCCAAACAUCUUUAAUUUCUGUAACAUCAGGAAUAUUAAAUAUAAGAUUUUGAUACUCAUAUAUAAUUUUUUUAAUUUUUUUAGGAAGAUUAUUAAUUAUUUUUAUUUAUGUAUCAAGAUUAAUCUCAAACGUAAAAUUUCUUUUUAAUAAAUGAAUAAUAGUAAACAUUAUAAUAAUUAUUUUAAUAUUCAUAUUAAUAAUUAAUUAUAAUAAAAUAAAUUUUACAUUUGAGGAUACAAUAAAAUUAUCUAAUAUUGAUUUAAAUAAAAAUAUAUUAACUAAAAUAUCAUUAAACAAAUUAUUUAAUAAACCAAAUUUUAUUAUUUCUUUUAUAAUAAUAAACUAUUUAUUUAUUACACUAAUUAUUGUUGUAAAAAUUUCUAAUAUCAAUUUAGGAUCUUUACGAAAAACUUUUUAAUGUUACCUUUACGUUUAAAAAAUAGUUUAUUAAAAAUUAUAAAUGGAUCCUUAGUAGAUUUACCAACACCAUCAAAUAUUACAACAAUAUGAAAUUUUGGUUCAUUAUUAGGAUUAUGCUUAGUAACCCAACUAAUUACAGGAAUUUUUUUAGCUAUACAUUAUACACCUAAUAUUCAAAUAGCAUUUGAUAGAAUUAUCCAUAUUUAUCGAGAUAUUAAUAAUGGUUGAAUAAUCAAAAAUUUACAUGCAAAUGGGGCUUCUAUAUUUUUUAUCUGUAUAUACCUACAUAUUGGACGAGGAAUAUUUUUUGGAUCAUUUAACUUUAAACCAACUUGAAUUACAGGAACAACAAUAUUAUUAUUAACUAUAGCAGCUGCAUUCUUAGGAUACGUAUUACCUUGAGGACAAAUAUCUUUUUGGGGAGCUACUGUAAUUACUAAUCUUCUCUCAGCAAUCCCAUAUUUAGGAGAAUUCCUAGUACAAUGAUUAUGAGGAGGAUUUUCUAUUAAUAAUGCUACACUAACACGAUUUUUCACUCUUCAUUUUAUUAUUCCUUUUAUUAUUAUUAUAAUAACAAUUAUUCAUUUAAUAUUUCUACAUAAUACAGGAUCAAGAAAUCCUUUGGGUACUAAUAGAGAUAUUGACAAAAUGCCAUUUCAACCUUAUUUUUUAUUAAAAGACAUUGUAGGAUUUAUUUUAAUAUACUUUAUCUUAAUUUAUAUUAUUUUAAUAAAUCCUAAUAUAUUAGGGGACCCUGAUAAUUUUAACCCUGCUAAUCCUAUAAUUACCCCCCCUCAUAUUAAACCUGAAUGAUAUUUUUUAUUCGCUUAUGCAAUCCUACGAUCUAUCCCUAAUAAAUUAGGGGGGGUAAUUCUUCUUCUAAUGUCUAUUUUAGUAUUAUUAAUCAUACCUUUUUAUAAAAUAAUAAAUUUCAAAGGAUUAAAUUUUUAUCCAUUUAGACAAUUUCUAUUUUGAAUAUUUAUUAGAAUUGUAUUAAUACUAACAUGAAUUGGGAUAAGACCUGUAGAAAAUCCAUUUAUUAUUGUUGGGCAAGUUUUAACAUUAAUAUACUUCUUUUAUUUUUUAAUUUAUCCUACACUAACAAAAAUAUGGGAUAUUUUAUUAAAUUAAAUUAAACCAACAAAUCAAUGAACUUGAAUAAGUUUAUGUCUUGAAAACAUAAUAUAAAAGUUUUAAAUCUUUUAUUGAUUUAAACUUAAAUAAUUAAAUUUAAUAUAAUUUAUAAUAAAAAACAAUAAAAUAUAAAUUUUAAACCUAUAAAUAAAAUUAAAUAAUUUAAUGAAACAGGUAAAAUUUUUUUUCAAGCUAUUAUCAUUAAUUUAUCAUAACGUAAACGAGGCAAAGUUCCUCGAAUCAAAAUAAAUAAAAAUCUAAUAAAAAUAAUUAUUAAAUAAAAAAUUAAAUUAUAUAAAUCACCCCCUAAAAAUAUCAAAACAAAUAAUAUACUUAUAAAUAAAAUUCUUGAAUAUUCAGAUAAAAAAAUUAAUGAAAAUCCCACACCUCUAUACUCAAUAUUAAACCCAGAAACCAAUUCAGACUCCCCCUCAGAAAAAUCAAAAGGUGUUCGAUUUGUUUCAGCUAAACAAAUAAUAAACCAAACUAAAUUUAAAGGAAAAGUUAAAAAAAUAAAUCAAAUAAAUUCUUGGUAUAAACCAAACAAAAUUAUAGAAUAACCUUCAAUUAAAAAUAAAAUUGAUAAAAUCACCAUAACUAAACUAACUUCAUAAGAAAUUGUUUGAGCAACAGUACGUAAUAUCCCCAAAAAAGAAUAUUUAGAAUUUGAAGAUCAUGCAGAAAUCAUAAUAGGAUACACUCCAAUACCUAAACAACAUAAAAAAAACACUAAUCUAAAAUCAAAUGAAUAAAAAUUAGUAACAUAAGGCAUUGUUAUUCAACAAAUCAAUAUUAAUAUUAAUAUAAUCAAAGGAGAUAAAAAAUAAGGAAGAAAAUUUGAUAUUAAAGGAAUAGAAAACUCCUUAGAAAAUAAUUUAAUAGCAUCAGAAAAUGGCUGUAAAAUCCCAACAAUUCUAACUUUAUUAGGCCCUUUACGAAUUUGAAUUAAACCUAAAACUUUACGCUCUAAAAGAGUUAAAAAUGCUACACUAACUAAUACUAUAACAAGUAAAAUUAAUCUUCUUAAAAAAACUAUAAUUAAUUCAUUAAUAUAAAUUACUAAUUGUAUAAUAAAAUAUACAUAAAUAAAUUCUAAAUUUAUUACAUUAAUCUGCCAAAAUAGUUAACAAAUUUAAUAAAAUUCAUUUUAAAUAAAAUUAUAAUAAUUCAAAAUUAUGGUCCUCUCGUACUAAAAAUUUUUAAUAAAAUUAAGGAUAGAAACCAACCUGGCUUAAACCGGUUUGAACUCAGAUCAUGUAAAAUUUUAAAGGUCGAACAGACCUAAAUUUUCAAGCUUCUACACCCAAAAUAAAUUUUAAUCCAACAUCGAGGUCGCAAUUUUUUAUGUCAAUAAGAACUUUAAAAAAAAUAACGCUGUUAUCCCUAAGGUAAUUUAAUCUAAUAAUCUAAAAUAUAGGAUCAAAAAUUCAUUAAUUAAUGUAAAAUAAAAUAAAAAGUUUAUUAAAUUUAAUUAUCACCCCAACAAAAUAAUCAUAUUUAUUUCAUAAAAAUAAAUUAAUUAAUAAAAUAAAUUUAAUUAUAAAACUCUAUAGGGUCUUCUCGUCCUCUAAUAAAAUUUAAGCUUUUUAACUCAAAAAUUAAAUUCAAUAAUUAAUAAUUAUAAGACAGUCUUAAUCACGUCAAAUCAUUCAUUCCAGUCCUAAAUUAAAGAACAAAUUAUUAUGCUACCUUUGCACAGUUAGAAUACUGCGGCUAUUUAAAAUUUUCACUGAGCAGAUUAGACUUUUUA